Camelina sativa (false flax) is the source of this 1428-nucleotide messenger RNA. Lineage: Eukaryota; Viridiplantae; Streptophyta; Magnoliopsida; Brassicales; Brassicaceae. The record is from RefSeq and is a predicted model, not a curated record.
AUGUUGGACAAGGCAUGGGUGCAUCUAUGCAGAGCUGAUCCUGGUUAUAAAAGUGGAGCUUGGAAAUUUGUAAGGGAUGUGUCUGCGGCUUUAGGUGACAUAGAAAUGAUAAUAUGUCCUUGUAAAGACUGUCGUAAUGUAGUACGACAGUUAAACAGUGUUGUGGUUGAGCAUCUUGUAAUAAGAGGGAUGGAUGAGGCAUACAAGGUGCAUAGUGAUUGGUAUCAUCAUGGAGAUGUGAAGUCAGUAGAUGAAUUUCAAAGUAAACCAACUCAGUGGAAUGAGGAAGUUUUUGAGUUAUAUAAAGCUGCUGAAUUUUUUGAUCAAGAGUUGGCUUUUAGAGGUGACUUAGCUGACCAACCUGUGGGCGACUUAAGUGAGAUUGCAGAGGGUGAGGACCAACAAGAGGAUGAGUUCCUUGCAAAGAUCCGGGAUGCUGAAACCCCACUAUACCCUAGCUGUUCAAACCACAGCAAGUUAUCGGCUAUUGUGACUUUGUUUAGGAUUAAGACACAUAAUGGCUGGUCGGAUAAGAGCUUCAAUGAACUGCUUCAGACAUUGCCAAGCAUGUUGCCAGAUGGUAAUGUCUUUCACACAUCAUUGUAUGAUGUCAAGAAAUUUUUAAAGAGCUUUCAUAUGGGAUAUGAAAAGAUCGACGCAUGUGUUAAUGAUUGCUGCCUCUUCAGAAAGAAGUUAAAGAAGCUUGAUAAAUGUCCCAAAUGUAAUGCUUCACGGUGGAAGACUAAUAAGCGGACUAAUGAGGUAAAGAAAGGUGUCCCACAGAAAGUAUUAAGAUAUUUUCCAAUUAUACCAAGGCUGAAGAGAAUGUUCAGAUCAGAGGACAUGGCUAAGGACUUACGGUGGCAUUACACUAACAAGAGCACUGAUGGAAAACUUCGACAUCCAGUAGAUUCUGUUACAUGGGCUCAGAUGAAUGAGAAGUAUCCUUCAUUUGCAGCUGAAGAAAGGAACAUACGGCUUGGGCUGUCCACAGAUGGAUUUAAUCCAUUCAACAUGAAGAAUAGUAAUUAUAGUAGCUGGCCUGUGCUAUUGGUAAACUACAAUUUGCCUCCUCACCUUUGUAUGAAGAAGGAGAAUAUAAUGUUGACAUUAUUGAUUCCUGGUCCACAACAACCAGGUAAUAAUAUUGAUGUCUACCUAGAACCUCUUAUUGAGGAUUUGAAUCAUCUGUGGAAGAAUGGAGAGCUAACGUAUGAUGCUUUUAGUAAAAGUACAUUUACUCUAAAGGCAAUGCUUCUCUGGACCAUUAGUGAUUUUCCUGCGUAUGGAAAUCUUGCUGGUUGUAAAGUAAAAGGAAACAUGUCUACAUGUGUCAUAGAAAAGGUUUGGCUCCAACACACAGAUAUAGGGAAAAGAAGACUUGGUUUGAUGGAAAAGUUGAGCAUAGGAGAAAGUCAAGAAUUUUAA